This is a messenger RNA of Brienomyrus brachyistius, 1669 nucleotides long. Its product is annotated as protein shisa-5-like. The coding region runs from base 171 to 905 and encodes 244 amino acids. The record is from RefSeq and is a predicted model, not a curated record. Lineage: Eukaryota; Metazoa; Chordata; Actinopteri; Osteoglossiformes; Mormyridae. The transcript is spliced from 5 exons.
AUCCUAGAUCGGCAAGCUUGUUUUACAGGGAGUUCACGAGCAGUCAUGGCAGAUUCGGCGCGGCGACUCCCCAGCGUGACGAAAAAGGCGUGAGUGAGUGACUGGGCCAGCUGUCCGUCAGCUUGCUUGUUGCUCCCACUCAGCGAGGGAUAAGAAGCCGAAGCGCAGCUAUGUCGGCAACAACUUGCUUUAUUCUUACGCUCUCUGUUACUUUAUUUUCCAUAGUCGUCGCUGGUUCUUGCCACGCUUACACUGCUGGUGUCAAACAUCCGUACCAGAUUUGCUUUCGCCCUCAGUUCUGCUGUGGCUCAUGUUCAAACAGAUACUGCUGCAGCAUCCCGGACCUUGAAUUUGAUGAUGACGAUCAAGAUCAAUGCGAGAGUCCCAGGAACAUGAGCUCAGACGUUAGCGCCGUUGCAGGCAGUGUUGUGGGUCUGGUCAUCCUCAUCACUGUGAUCGUGUCCUGCUGCCUGUGUCCAUGCUGCUGUCUGUAUAACAUGUGUAGGAAGCCCAGACCGGUGGCAACAACACAUACAACCACAGUGAUGCAGACGGCAUACGUGGCACCGCCUGCGCCAGUCCAGACCAACCAGGGUGGCCCAUACCCAGGGUACCAACACGUGCCCAUUGCUGCCCCAGGGGUUCAGCCUAUGCCCCCAGUCCAGUACCCGACACAGCCCUACCCCCCAGCAGGACCACCUCCGUACCAGGAUCCUGGGAUGGCAUACCCACCUCCCCAGGCGCCCUACACCCAAGUCGGGUACAGCAUGGGGCAGCCUGCGUACCCUCUCCAGCCUCCGGCCCAUACCAGCUACCCCCCUGCGCCUCCCGUCCAGAUGGACUACACCUCCACACAGCCUGCCUACAACCCAGCUUUCGUGGACCCUCCCAAGACGGGUUACUGAGGGGAAACGCCCAAUCCACAAGUCCGCUGCUCCAUAUGCUGGCCUUAAAAACAAAAAACCAAAUGCUAUUCAUUCUGUGGGUCUCCGUCUUUUUUUGUGCAAAGAUUUGACUUUGAGCUGGAUUUGUAGGUGAACAUUUCCUGUUACACCCCCACAUGUACUGCUGUUACAUUAUUCAUUAACGUAAUGUAAGCCACUCAUCCAGUACAUUGUCUGGGGGGGAUUCACUCCCUUCAAGCCUGUGAUGAUCUUAUACAGAUAUUUCAGCUGCACACAAACACCACCAAAGCCCCCCUUUUCUCCAGUGUUGUUCCAUAGUGCUAUGCUUAUUUCAUACAGUAUGAGAGUAUGUGUAGUCGUUUAUCCAAUGCAGACGUCUAAAAAGUUCUAUAUUGUAUUUAAAUGUGGAAGUGUUUCGUGUUAAGGGUUUUAUGCUUUUAGGAAAUAUAAUUUGUUUGUAUGAAUUUCUUAGGAUUAAAUCCAAGUUCAUUUUGUGUCUGUCUUUGGAAGUUUUACUAGGUAACUCUACCUAACAUAACUGUGCUUUAUUUUUGUACUGUUAUUUGCUGCAUUGGCUUACCAAGAGUUGCUUGGAAUUUUUGUUUGAGCUGGUUUUGGUGGGAAACUGACAAGUUCCAGGAUGUUUCGAGUAGUAGGAGAAAUUGAGUGUCUUUUCGUACGUUUUUUUUUCUACUGAAAGCUUUCUUUGAAACAUUUUAUAAAUUAAAAUGGGGUUACAAAUAAAAUUUGCUUUUUACGCUGUU